CACUCAUUGGUUGUUAGGACAGAGCCUCAUUCGCCGAUGUUGGGUAACCCAUAGGUGUUACAUUUGGCAUACAACAACAAAGAUGGGGACGGAGCAGAGCAUCCUGGCACAGAAUGGCUAUGUACUACAAAAAGAAACAAAAAAUGCUGUUGUUGCCAAAAAGGGAGAUGACACAUUUCUCAUUAAAAAGAUCAUUUUCGAUCAGACUACCGGAAAUGCGGAUUCAGCAUUAACCUCAGAGAUAGAUAUCCUCAAGACAACAUACCAUCCUCACAUUGUGAACAGCAAAAACUCUUUCCAAGAUACAGAUCAGAAGACGUAUUAUAUUGUGAUGGACUACUGUCAGGGAGGGAGCCUUGCUGCAAAGAUCACAAAGAUGAGUGACUCUCCAAAGGAGAUUGAGGUACUGAGCUGGAUUGUUGAAAUCUGUAUGGCUUUGAGAACCAUUCAUGAAAAAGGCUUGCUACACAAACAUCUGACACCACAGAACAUACUCCUCACAGAAUUCGGUUUAGUGUGCCUGGACGGAUUUGGAAGAAUCCAUGAAAAUUCAGAAAACACUGCAGCAAAUCUGUUGGAAACUAAAUAUCUGCCACCGGAAGCCUUUGUGAAUGAGACCUAUGAUGCUAAAAGUGACAUUUGGUCAGUGGGUUGCAUACUCUACGAGCUCUGUACUCGACAACUGGCAUUCUCAGCAGAGACUACAAUCGAGAUCAAGGCGAAGAUAAUGACUGGUCCUUACCCGUCUCUCACAGAGCCAUUUUCACCAGUGAUUUGUGAACUAUUGAGUGAUAUGUUAAAUAAAGACACACAAUCAAGACCAACAGCCAGUGAGAUCCUGGGGCGUCCUUUUAUUCAGAGCUUUCUCUCAAAAAAGUGCAAAACAAUGGCGGAGAACUCCAGACCAAGUUGGACAAGCUAAAGGAAGUGGCUGACAAUUUGGAACGCGUGCAUGUAGGCACC
This is a messenger RNA of Etheostoma cragini (Arkansas darter), 963 nucleotides long. RefSeq names its product serine/threonine-protein kinase Nek4-like. Gene Ontology annotation, biological process: protein phosphorylation. Bases 83 to 922 code for a protein of 279 amino acids. NCBI's taxonomy places the organism in Eukaryota, Metazoa, Chordata, Actinopteri, Perciformes, Percidae. The transcript has 11 exons. The record is from RefSeq and is a predicted model, not a curated record. Gene Ontology annotation, molecular function: ATP binding; protein kinase activity.